Molecule: messenger RNA, 1752 nt
Organism: Vicia villosa (hairy vetch)
Lineage: Eukaryota; Viridiplantae; Streptophyta; Magnoliopsida; Fabales; Fabaceae
Exons: 2
Coding region: 1-1752 (583 amino acids)
Molecular function (GO): nucleic acid binding; RNA-DNA hybrid ribonuclease activity
Source: RefSeq, a predicted model, not a curated record
AUGUCGGGGUUCAAUAUUGGCACUUCUCCGCUUGUUUAUCUUGGAGUUCCUAUCUUUAAGGGUAAACCUAAAGCGGUUCAUUUGCGUCCGAUUGCGGAUAAAAUCAUUCAUUUGCUUGCUUCUUGGAAAGGUGCUCUUUUAUCGUUUGCCGGCCGUGUUGAACUUGUGAAGUCCGUCAUUCAAGCGGAAGGUGGGCUUAGGAUUCGGUCUAUCAGCAGCUUAAAUGACGCUUACAAUCUUAAGAUGGCUUGGGAGUUACAUAACUCAAUGGAGCCUUGGGCUCAUCUUCUUAGGCAGAGAGUUUUUAGAAAGCAGAAAAUCAUCAAGCAUCACAUUUUUUCUUCCCUUUGGGCCAACAUUAAGCCGGAAAUGCCGACUGUGGAGAACAAUAGCUCUUGGUUGUUGGGUUGCGGUUCUAAUAUCAGUUUGUGGUAUGAUGCUUGGUGUGGCAGCCCACUGAGCAAUGAUUUGGUGGAUGCGGAUGGUAUCGUCGAUCAAACGGUCAGCAGUAUUAUAACAGAUGGUAAAUGGGAUUUUUCUAAAGUUGUUUCUUGCAUUCCAGCAGCAAUAAAGGAGAGGAUUGCUGGCUGCCAUAUUCCCUUCGAUCUUCGUCCUGAUUCGAAAGUUUGGGUGCAUUCUGCUAAUGGGGAGUUCUCUUCUAAAAUAGCUUACGAGUUUAAGCGACCCAAAGGUUUGCUUAAGGAGUGGUGGCAGUGGCUUUGGUCAAAAUCUAUCCCACCUUCGAAGUCAUGCUUGGUUUGGAAGCUCUUACAUGAUAAAGUGCCUACGGACGAUCAAUGCCGGAGAAGGAAUUUUGCCUUUCCUUCUCGGUGUGAUCUUUGCAAUGAGGCGGAAGAAACAACACCCCAUCUAUUCUUUAACUAUAAGUUCUCCUCUCAGCUUUGGCAUUGGUUAAGUUUAAAGCUUAAUUCCUCCUUCCCCAUUCUUUGUUGGAAUGAUGCUUGGAGUCUUUGCAAAAAUUUUGGGAUUGGUCAAUGCAAAUCCGUUGCUGGGGCAGCCGUGAUUUACGUCCUGAAUGUUAUAUGGCUGGCUAGAAAUAAGACUAGAUUCCAUAAUGCUAAGAUGAAUUUCUCUGCAGCCACUUCUUACAUUAUGGAUGCCGUUGCUUUGGAUGGUAGUGUUUCUUCGCCGACAAAAUAUUUGAAUAUGCAGGAUUUCAUCUUUCUCAAGAGUUUCAAAGUCACUAUCCGUCCUCCUAAAGCUCCUGUUAUUAUGGAGGUUAUUUGGAAGCCGCCUCCAAGAUCUUGGAUAAAGAUUAAUUGUGACGGUGCCUCGUCUUCAUCGUCGGGGUUGUCGGCUUGCGGUGGUAUUGUGAGAAAUAGUGAGGGCUUUUUUAUGGGAGCCUUUGCUUCUUUUUUGGGAGUUUCCAACUCUCUCAUGGCCGAACUCUCGGGAGCAAUGUUUGCUAUUGAGUUCGCUUAUGAGAAUAAUUGGAAUUCCAUUUGGUUAGAGACCGACUCUACGACGGUGGUUAAUGCGUUCAAGGCUCCGUUUGUUGUGCCGUGGUAUAUUAGAAAUAGAUGGGUGAAUUGUAUUAAUAUAGUUGCUAAUUGGAAUUUCGUUGUUUCCCAUAUUUUUCGGGAAGGGAACACUUGUGCAGACAGUCUUGCUAACAUAGGGCUUAGUAUUAAUGGUACUUCUUAUUUUUCCUCUGUCCCUGAUUGUUUAAGGGCUGAUUUUGUAAAGAAUAGGUUUGGUAUGCCUUUCUUUAGGUUUGUUCCUCCUCGAUAG